CCGUCGUAAGAGGCGGAUUAUGUUGAACGGCAUGUUCUGUUUGAUUGGCGUUUCAAUCAUCCGAUUUAAGAUGAAGGAAUAGAGAACUGGCCUAUCAAGAGCUCCAUAGGGCGGGAUUUGAUAGAGGGGGCUGGGUGCUAAGUAUCAUGGAGGAUCAGUAGGAGAACUGUGGCCAUACAAGAAAACCGAGCUGUGGGUCCAAACUCUGGAGUUGAACAUUGUAUUGCCAUAUUUUUUUAUUUUUUAUUUUACGUUAACCUAGUGUUUUAUAUUUUACUAAUAAUGGAGAUGAAAAAGAGGAUCAGUUUAGAAUUGAGGAAUAGGACACCAGCGGAGGUGACAGAGCUGGUGGUGGAUAACUGCCGCACCAGUGAUGGUGAAGUAGAGGGCCUGACAGAUGAUUUCAAGGAGCUGGAAUUCCUCAGCAUGGUCAACGUUGGACUCACCUCCCUGGCAAAGCUACCGUCGCUGCCCAAACUGCGCAAGUUGGAGCUGAGUGACAACAAUAUCUUGGGUCAUUUGGAGACACUUUCAGAGAAAUCCCCCAACCUGACGUAUCUAAACCUGAGUGGCAACAAGAUAAAGGAGCUGAGCAAUGUUGAGGCCCUGCAAAAUCUGAAGAACCUGAAGAGCCUGGACCUGUUUAACUGUGAAAUCACCACACUGGAGGAGUACCGUGAGAGCAUCUUUGAGCUGCUGCCUCAGGUCACCUACCUGGACGGCUUCGACCAGGAGGACAACGAGGCCCCAGACUCAGAGGCAGACGCCGACGAUGAUGAGGGGGAGGACGGAGCCGGACCAACAGGGGACUAUGACGAUGAAGAUGACGAGGAGGAGGAAGAUGAGGUCUCGGAAGGAAGAGAGGUUGGGCUCUCUUACCUAAUGAAGGAAAAGAUCCAGGAUGAAGAGGAUGAUGAUGACUACGCAGAGGAGGAGGAUGGAAAAGAGGAGAAGGCAGGAGUCAAAGUUGAGAAGAGGAAGAGGGAUGCUGAGGAUGAAGGGGAGGAUGAUGACGAUGAUGACGACGAUGAUGACUAGGCUUGUCUUUCCCCAGCGAACCUCUGGAUCCAGGUCCAAGCUGUAGAACAAUAACCACAAAAAAGUGUGAUCUUGCAGAUUGUUUCUCUUUGUAUACCAUAGAUAUCACUAUAGAGGCUGUUUUUUUUCUUUCGUUUUUAUAUAUAUGAGAUACAAUAUGAAAAUGAGAUUUUAUCGACAAUUAAUUUGUUAAUCAUUCCAUGUUAAACGACCACCCCAAAUCUCUUCAAUGUGUAAGGGCUCUAAAAUAAAUGGAUGAGGGGGGGGGGGCUGGUUUUAUCUCGAAUGGCUUGCCAAUGAUAUGAUCAGUUGCAACUAGAGGUGUGUUAUGGACUAAUUUAAGAAGGGCUUUCGCAACAAUGACCAGCACAACAGAAGUGGCCCACACUGUCCCUCGUUGACGUCAGUGUUCAACAAACAUCCAAUGGCGUUCCAAGACCCAUGACAGGCCAUGCAGCCCAGAGUCCAGUCCAGUUCAGCCCAUAGAGAUAGAUAGAGGACUCCUCUUUGUAUCUGUGCUAUUAUAGUGUCUGUGACAGCAUAAGCAGCACCAUUAAGGCAAUCUCCAUUUUGAAGUAGUCAAUUUUCUUCUUUACGAUUGGCUGAUUCUGCCUGAUGACCCAGUUGGACAUUACUCCAACAGGGUCAUCAGGAGGGAUCGGCCAAUGAAGUUGGAAGUUCCACGCAGUUGACUAAAUUAAAAUGUUGGAAGCACUCAAUGGCGCUGCCCAUGCUAAUAUGACCUUUUGGCCACUAGAGGCCUCUUAUCGUUCUCUAUGGUCCAGCCAAGUCUCAUCUACCUCUCUGGGCCACAGUGAGGAAAGAAUGCCCCCUACAGGACAGCACUCUACACAGCACCAUGCUCACUACUCAGGCAGCCAGGGAUACCAGGCUAGAAAAGAGGCAACAGGAAGUUCAGGAAC
Messenger RNA from Oncorhynchus masou masou (cherry salmon), 1961 nucleotides. RefSeq names its product acidic leucine-rich nuclear phosphoprotein 32 family member E-like. The transcript is spliced from 7 exons. Bases 283 to 1038 code for a protein of 251 amino acids. Gene Ontology annotation, molecular function: histone binding; phosphatase inhibitor activity. Gene Ontology annotation, biological process: regulation of apoptotic process. Gene Ontology annotation, cellular component: nucleus. The record is from RefSeq and is a predicted model, not a curated record. NCBI's taxonomy places the organism in Eukaryota, Metazoa, Chordata, Actinopteri, Salmoniformes, Salmonidae.